This is a messenger RNA of Funneliformis caledonium, 372 nucleotides long. The record is from the annotation of a GenBank genome assembly. NCBI's taxonomy places the organism in Eukaryota, Fungi, Glomeromycota, Glomeromycetes, Glomerales, Glomeraceae.
AUGGCUGAAGCAGUAUUUAAGGAUACAGUUAAACAAAAAGGGUUAGAGUCUCGUUUCAAUAUUGAUAGUGCGGGUACUGGAAAUUAUCAUCAACAUGGGGUUCCCGUAGAUCAUUAUGCAAGGCAGGUUGUAAAGCAAGAUUUUAAGGAAUUUGAUUAUAUACUUUGCAUGGAUAAUUCAAAUUUAACUAGCUUACAAAGAACGAAACCAAAAGAUUCGAAAGCUACCAUUAAAUUAUUUGGUGAAUAUGACCCACAAGGGGAACGUUUAAUUCAAGAUCCGUAUUAUGGAGGAAUUGGUGGGUUUGAAAAGAAUUUUCAACAAGUAACCAGAUGUUCAGAGGCUUUUAUAGAAAGUUUGAACUUGGAAUGA